Oikopleura dioica is the source of this 723-nucleotide messenger RNA. Lineage: Eukaryota; Metazoa; Chordata; Appendicularia; Copelata; Oikopleuridae. The record is from the annotation of a GenBank genome assembly.
AUGGGUUGCUGUGGAUCGCCAGUUUUUGACGAAGAAAUAGUCCAUCGACUGGACGAAAAGACUGUAGCAAUCACCGGUGCUUCAGAUGGAAUUGGACUGGCUACGGCGAUUUUGUGCGCUCAACGUGGUGCAAAACUGAUUCUUCUUUGCCGAAAUGUUCAGAAAAUGCAAAACGCGAAAAAUGAUAUUCUAUCCAAUUUCCCGGACGCUGACGUGGUCACGAUCCAGAUGGACUUAACUGAUCUAGCAUCAGUAACUCGAGCAGCAGAAGAGAUAUCCAGUAAAAGCCUUGUUAUUGACAUCUUGGUGGCGAAUGCAGGCGUUGUCUAUUUUCCUUCAAAUUGGCUGUAUUUAACAAAUUCUGUUCAAGUUAUCAAUCAUUUUGCGCAUGCUCUUCUUUUCCAAACACUUUUUGAGAACGACACUUUGAAGGAAGAUUCAAGAGUCAUUUUUGUCGCUAGUGGUGCUCAUGGAUCUGCAAAGGGUGAUGGUUCUUAUUGGAAAACGUAUGCUUCGGAAGAAUCAGCAAAAGGAGCGCUUGGAGAAGGCCCUUCUUUUCAGGCUUAUGCUGAGAGCAAACUUGCAAACAUCCUGUAUUCGCGAGAACUCGCAAGGAAGUAUCCCAAGAUGACAGUUUUAUCUCUCCACCCUGGCGCGGUAGAAACGAAUAUCGGAGGGACAGUGAAAGAAAAGUGCGGCUGCUGCGGCAAAUUCUUAUCAUGA